AUGACUGAAGGAAUAUCAUUUGAAGAAGAAACACUAUCUCAGAUAUCAAUUCUAUUAGAUGGUAUUCAUAUGUCAGACACAGCAGAUUCUUUUGGAGCUUUAAAUGCAUAUCUCAGCGAAAUUAAAUUUCCAUCAAUACCAGAAAUCAUUUCAAGCCGAAUAAUUCAUGAAGCAAACAGAUUAAUAGAAAGUUCUGUUGACGAUGAUAACACUAAACUUAGUAUUGUAACAUGCAUCGCUUUUGCCUUUAGAUUUAUUCCAUCUCCUUUUGAAACCAUAAGCGAAACAACUAUUUUACCAUACAUUUCGAUGUUCUUAGAGAAUGAGCCAGAUGUUCCACUUUUAAAUCAAAUAUUAGAAUUAUUAAAUAUUUUAUGCAUAGAUUGUCAAAAACACAACUACGGGGAAAAGGCACUUGUUUUGGAAUAUCUACAAAGCAAUCUUCUUGUCAUAAUUUACAAUAUUGAUAUUGAUGAAGAAAAUGCAGAUGUACUCAUAUCCGUUUUAUCAGUAAUUAUGACAAUUUCGCACACCAUCAACCAAACACCAACUAGAUAUCAAUCAUUAUUCGAUCUUUUGAUUCUUUUACUAGAUUCACCUUUGCAAAUUUCAGAAAAGAUUUUAGAGUUCUUAUACAAUCUCCUACAGAAACAUAUUAAUCUUUACUCAUGUCUCCAAGAAAAUGACGUUACUUCUUUGAUUGAAUUCUCAAAAUGCGAUUCUUAUCUAGCCCAAAGAUAUUCUUCAUCAAUAUUAAUAUAUUUGACAUCAAAACAAGAAAACUUACAGUUUUUUAUGGACAACGGCUUAUUUGACAUACUUUUGACAACUAUUCAUGAAGAUAUCAGCAAAAAGAGCAAUGUCGCAUGCUCGCCUAUGUUCGAAUGCAUUUAUAACCUUUCACAGUUUGAUAAAGAUUUAAUAGAAGUGUUUUUCCAAUCAGAUUUAUUGAAUUCGGAUGCUUUGCUUGGAGUUCCAUACUCUAUAUCUAAAUCGUUAAUCAAAUUGAUAGAUCUUGCUAUCAAAAACUUCGCAGACAAUCCUCCAUUCUUAAACAAUAUUCAAUUAGUGGUUGAAGUUACAAAAACUUGUCUUCUUUCGGAUGACAAGGAAAUAGUUAUGAUAUCACUUGAUAUCCUCGAACAGCUAAUACAUCAAAACAUUGAAGUUGACGCUGCCGAUACUCUUGCUUGCCUUUCUGAAAGUGAAGAUCCAGAUUUAUCAGAAAGAGUAGCAAAACUAUUGGAAAUUGUUAGCUAA
Trichomonas vaginalis G3 is the source of this 1260-nucleotide messenger RNA. RefSeq names its product armadillo (ARM) repeat-containing protein family. Bases 1 to 1260 code for a protein of 419 amino acids. The record is from RefSeq and is a predicted model, not a curated record. The transcript has a single exon. Lineage: Eukaryota; Parabasalia; Trichomonadida; Trichomonadidae.